AUGAGAGACUUCUCAAUGAUGUUUCCGUCGAUUUCUAAGGCUGAAAUUGAACGGGUGCUCAGAGCAAACGAUGGCGACGUUGCCAGAACCAUCGACGACCUUCUGCUCAUUUCCCUAGAGGCUACUCAAAUAUCUACACCAGCAUCGAGUUCUUGCCGAAGUCAAAGUGCGCCAUCUGCCGCUAAGACGGUUCAUUUUUCGGUGUCAUCGAGUCGCCGAUCAGCGGACGACGCCGCUUCAUCAACCAGAAGCUUACUCAGGGUUUCUCGUUUGAGCGCCGACGAAAUCGUGCGAGAGCGAGCACGAAUCGAACGGAUGAAAAAGGAGAAUGAACGACGUCUUGACGUCGUAUGUGAUGAAAAGGAAGCCAGGUGA
Messenger RNA from Ostertagia ostertagi, 375 nucleotides. The record is from the annotation of a GenBank genome assembly. Lineage: Eukaryota; Metazoa; Nematoda; Chromadorea; Rhabditida; Trichostrongylidae.